AAAGUCUGAAACACACUAAAAUCUAUAGGAAAAAAAAUGACAAUUAUUGUCACUUUCGGACGUAGCAUUAGUCAAAAUUUUUCGUUUAAAUUACAAUCUUCCAUUUUAAACCCGUGAAAAAAACCAAAACAAAAUGGCACAAGAUAAUCUAUCAGCAAUUCUAGUCAAACCGAACGAAAUUAAAUUAGAACAAAGACCAAUUCCUGAACCAGGACCAAAUCAGGUGCUAUUGCAGAUGGAGGUAGUCGGAAUUUGUGGAUCAGACGUACAUUAUUGGUUAGAAGGACGUUGCGGACCUUUUAUUUUAGAAAAACCCAUGGUAAUGGGUCACGAAGCAUCCGGGACAGUGGUAAAGUGUGGAUCCGAAGUAACUUCGUUAGAACCAGGAGAUAGAGUCGCUAUAGAACCGGGAGUACCUUGUAGAAGAUGUGAAUUUUGCAAAACUGGCAGGUAUAACAUUUGUCCUGAUAUACUUUUCUGCGCAACUCCGCCCGUUGAUGGAAAUCUCGCAAGAUAUUUCGUCACAGACGAAGAUUUUUGUUUCAAACUACCUUGUAAUAUGAGUUUUGAAGAUGGGACUUUAAUGGAACCGUUAGCAGUAGCAGUACACGCAUGCAAACUUGGGAAAGUUACUAUUGGUUCCGUCUGUUUAGUACUAGGUGCUGGACCUAUUGGGCUAUGCACGGUAGCUGCUUUCAGGGCUUACGGAGCGCGUAAAAUCCUCAUCACCGAUCUAUUAGAUUAUAGAUUAGAACUAGCGAAAAAAAUGGGUGCAAACUUUACUUUGAAUACCUCGGGAAUGGAUGAAGAUGCAGUUACUGAGAAAGUAUUGAGUUUACUAAAAGAAGAACCUCACGUAUCUGUCGAAUGCGCUGGAUCCGAACAAUGCGCAAGACUUUGUAUGAAAGUAACUAGAGCUGGAGGAGUUAUGAUACUGUUAGGUAUGGGUGGACUUGAAAUGACGAUGCCGUUCGGUGCUGCUUUGGUUAAAGAAAUAACUUCUAUAGGAUCUUUUAGAUAUAAUAACGAUUAUCCCGAGGCUAUAGAAAUGGUGAGAUCUGGAAGGGCCGAUGUUCGAGGUCUUGUUACGCAUCAUUUCACAUUGGAAGAAACCCAAAAAGCUUAUGAAACGCACAGGGAUAAGAUUGGAAAUCCCAUUAAGAUUAUGAUACACUGUAAUCCCAAUUGGAAACCGGAAUAGGAAUAUUUAGAAUUGAUACUAAUUUUUUCUGGAAAUUAUUCGAUUUUUUGUAUAACCUAGUAAGAAAAGUAGACUAUAACAUUGUUAACAGUAAAGGUUCUAUUGGUUUCGUAUACAAGCACACACUUUUUUGCAAUAAAUAAAGUUUCAACUCACA
Messenger RNA from Diorhabda carinulata, 1358 nucleotides. RefSeq names its product sorbitol dehydrogenase-like. The record is from RefSeq and is a predicted model, not a curated record. Gene Ontology annotation, biological process: D-sorbitol catabolic process. Gene Ontology annotation, molecular function: zinc ion binding; L-iditol 2-dehydrogenase (NAD+) activity. NCBI's taxonomy places the organism in Eukaryota, Metazoa, Arthropoda, Insecta, Coleoptera, Chrysomelidae. The transcript has a single exon. Bases 134 to 1201 code for a protein of 355 amino acids.